UCCGUCCACGUCACAACCUGUAAGAUCGGAAUAAACCCUCAGGUGCCGUUGGAUAUGCUGUCACACGUACAACGCAGUCGGAUACUAUCCGGUAUAUCCUUUCGCACAAGUCUCUGCUUUAAUUACAAAAUUUAAACACCAAUAAGAUCAAACGCACAACAACUAAUCACAACACUUUAAACGAAUAUUCCAAAGCAAAUUCCCCAAACACAAUUUUGUUUAUCACAAACAAAUCUAUUUCUUUAUAACUCUCUAAGAUAUUUCCUUUUUCUUCUAUAUCUCUUAAGCCCAAUUAACGUUGCCAGCCUACCCCGAAUAUAAGUCUGUUGUGAGAAAACACUUUUAAUCACCUCACUGUUUUGGUUUUAGAACUAGAAAAUGGCAGGAUUUGUGAGAGCAAAACGAGUCACCGAUCCACUCAACGAUAAGGUUAGGGCUCAAAUCGUUGGUCAUCAACUCAGUUAUGUCAGCAGCGGAAGCGAAUACUCAGCCGCCGAUGAUGACUCUCCGUGUUUAUCAGAACUCGUUCACGAUUUUCUUGAAGACGAGUUCCAGAGUGAGUCCAAGGGUUACGAUUCAGAUUCUGAUCCAACCGACUCCGUCGCUGACUUCACAGAUAAGAUCGAGGACAUCCUCAAAACGAGGGCAAGCAGCAAUGUGGAUUUAUAUAAGAAUCUACUACAAACUCAUGUCUUGAAAGCAAUGGAAAUGUUUUCGUGCUUGAGACUGCAAAAAAGUGUUUUCAGUCGUAAAGUCAUGACCUUUCUACGCGAACUAGGCCACAAUGCGGCGAUCUGCAAGACGAAAUGGAACUCCUCUGGCGGCCUCAACGCCGGCAACUACGAGUUCAUCGAUGUGGUCCAAUCAAAUUCGUACAAGUUGCAAUACCGGUAUUUCAUCGACCUUGACUUCGCUUCCGAAUUUGAGAUCGCGAGACCGACGAAUGCAUACUCGAGAUUGUUACAGUGUCUACCUAGGGUUUUCGUUGGCAAGAGUGAAGAGUUGAAGAGUAUCGUGAAAGUGUCGUGCGAUGCCGCCAAAAAAUCUCUCAAGGCAAGAGACCUGACGCUGCCUCCCUGGAGAAAAAACCGCUACAUGCAAAACAAGUGGUUUGGUCCUUACAAACGGACCGUGAAUCCAAGUCCGACUGGUUCGUUCCCUCCCCCGGUUGUGCGAUCGGUAAAUAACGGUGUUAAAUGUAGGCGGGUUGGGUUCGAUGACGGUGUAAACGGCCGUUUAUUUCUCCGGACUAGAUGAAUGUUCGUCUUUUAGUUAAUUAAAUUUUUUGUAAUUUUAAUGAAAAAAAAUGAGUAAAGCAUAAAGCAUCUGGUGUAACGCGGCAAAUGCACAUCGUGUACAUGACGGCGCACGAUAGCUGUAAAUCACGUGAAAACAAUGAGGGUUGGUUUCGUAAAUAGAACGACUGAAUUUUGACUAAACGUGAACAUUGGAUGGAUUUUAUUAUUAGUUGGGUUUUGGAUUAGGAGGUGAAUGACCCACAAGAAUACUUCGUCCAUCUCUAACCAUAAACAGUAAAUUAG
Molecule: messenger RNA, 1541 nt
Organism: Pistacia vera
Lineage: Eukaryota; Viridiplantae; Streptophyta; Magnoliopsida; Sapindales; Anacardiaceae
Exons: 1
Coding region: 379-1257 (292 amino acids)
Source: RefSeq, a predicted model, not a curated record